This is a messenger RNA of Prorocentrum cordatum, 949 nucleotides long. NCBI's taxonomy places the organism in Eukaryota, Dinophyceae, Prorocentrales, Prorocentraceae. The record is from the annotation of a GenBank genome assembly.
AGGCGGGCGCCGCGGACCUCUCCGCGCAGCAGCAGGCGCUGAAGGAGCAGGUCGCCCAGCUGCGCGUGGAGGAGGCGGCGGACAGGCGCAGGACGCAGGAGCUGGCCAGCGCGGCGCAGCAGAAGGCGGACGAGCAGGCGAAGCAGCUGAAGGCGCAGGAGCAGAAGGAGCAGGCCGAGAGGCGCGCGGAGCGGAUGGAGGUGCGCAAGGAGCAGGAGGCGCUGCAGCGCCAGGCGAGCCAGCUGCGCGCGGAGGAGGCGGCGGCGCGGCGGAAGGCGGAGGCGCUCAGCGCUGGGGAGGCCGAGCUGCAGCAGCGGGAGCGCCAGGUGAAGAUGCUGCAAGGGCAGCUGGCGGCCGCGCAGGCCAGCAUGUGGCAGACCUACCAGGCCCAGCAGGCCAGCGCGCCCGCCCGACCCGCCGCGCCGACCCCGCCAGCGGCGCCCGCGCUCCCCGCGGCCCCGCCGCCGCAGGCGCUGCAGCCGCCCGAGCUCCCGCCGCUGCCGCAGCUGGCGCAGCCGCUGGCGGGGGGCGCGCUGCCGGAGCCGCUCCAGGGCCCAGCCCCCGCGGCGCCGCUGCUGGCGCAGACCUCCGCGGGCCAGGGGCUGGCGGGCGCGGGCCCCGACCAGGCCGCGGGCAGGAGUGACCUGCAGGUGAUCUCCGCGGCCACCGCUCUCCCACAGGAGGACCCCGCGAGCCAGGGGGCCGCGCCCAGCAGCCAGGCAACAUCGGACGAGGACUCGGGCGCAUCCCGGGGAGAGUACGCGGACAACGAUGACUUGGAGCAAAUCCAGGCGCGCGUGGCGGGCACCCAGCGCUGAGGGUCCCCGCGCGCUCGCGCUGCGCUCCGCCUCCGCUGGGCCCCUUGCUGGCCGCGCUCCGGCACCUGCCGCGCGGGUGGUGCGGGCCGAAUGGCGCGUUCUGGUGGACCCGCGCCCUGCGCAUGACAGAA